AUGCCGAGCCCGGCCUAUCUUGCGUUUGGCAUUGAACUAGAGCUUUCCCUGGUCAGCUCGAAGAAGUUUUCAUCAUGGUCAUCCAUGGCCAAAGACAUCAGUCACCGUCUGUCUAAAAAGGGAGUCUCUAAUCAGGUGACCGAGAAACCCGAUCAUGCCUAUCAAGCCUGGUCGAUCGUUCAAGAGAUCACGAUUCCGAGUCUGCCCGCCAAGAACAAAUUGCCCGGCGAAAGAUCAACAGCGUAUUGGUGUCGGAGCAAUCGGCAAAACCCAUUCCUCGCCACCAUGCACUCUCUGCCCCAUUGUCUUGACCAAAUUGAAGUAGCAUCAGUUCAAGAGGACGGGAUCGGCGCGAUUGUAGAGUCCAUGUGCCUCUUCCCAGCUUCGAGCCCGUAUGGACGCGCUCACGGCCUGAAAAAAGACUUCAUACACGGCAAAGUCUACAAAUGGAACCUGGCUCGCCUGCUUUCUCCCGAUGCCGAAGCCCGAACGAUUGAGUACCGCCAACCAGCGGGGAGCACAUGCGCCGAGGAUGCGAUGGGCUGGGCUCUGUUGACCUUGUGCUUCAUUGAGGGUUCUUUCGACUCUCGGAGCGGAUCCGCUUCGAGUCUGGACGAUGUCACACUGUGGGCCGAGUUCUGGGAGCAUCUCUGUCGUGGCGCUGACGCGCUGAACUUGGACACCUUUAUGCUGGACUAUCUCAGGUCCUUCCUCGACAUGAGAGCCAAGAAGUGA
Messenger RNA from Verticillium alfalfae VaMs.102, 735 nucleotides. RefSeq lists its product as hypothetical. The coding region runs from base 1 to 735 and encodes 244 amino acids. NCBI's taxonomy places the organism in Eukaryota, Fungi, Ascomycota, Sordariomycetes, Glomerellales, Plectosphaerellaceae. The transcript is spliced from 2 exons. The record is from RefSeq and is a predicted model, not a curated record.